Messenger RNA from Acanthochromis polyacanthus (spiny chromis), 5504 nucleotides. Its product is annotated as NLR family CARD domain-containing protein 3-like. Bases 140 to 3151 code for a protein of 1003 amino acids. Gene Ontology annotation, molecular function: protein binding. The transcript has 11 exons. Lineage: Eukaryota; Metazoa; Chordata; Actinopteri; Pomacentridae. The record is from RefSeq and is a predicted model, not a curated record.
CCUGACAACAGUGACGUCACACUUACCUGUUCAACAGGUUCUCAAAGUUUCACUUUCACCGUCUUUGUGUCGCAGCGUCUUUUUCUCCGUGUGAAGGUGAAGGUAAACGGUGUGUGUGAGCUGCUGUGAGUUCAGCAGCAUGGAUCAGUGUGAGGAUCCUCACAGCUCUCUGUGGGGGGAACAGAAGAAGCAGAACAAAGCUCAGAGGAAAGAACCUGGAUCUGGAUCUGAACCAGAACCUGGAUCUGAACCAGAACCUGGACCUGAACCCAGCUGUGUGUCCUUCAAGAGUGAUGACUCAAAGCAUAUUUUUGUUGAAUUUAAAGGAGAACAACCUUCUGCUGCAAAGAGAGUGGAGCAGCAGAACUCAGAGGUUCCCAGAGCUCAGUCUGUCCAGCAGCAUCACCUGGACUCCAUAUUCAUGCUGCUGGAGGACAACAUGGUGACUUUUGUGAAGAAGGAGCUGAAGAAGAUGCAGAAGGUUGUGAGUCCAGAUUACCCAGAAUGCUCAGAGAGUCAGAGGGAGGAUGAGGAGGAGUUGGAGGGUGAUGAUGAAGAUGAGAGGAGCAGCAGAGAGAUGUUUGAGCAGAUCACAGUGUUGUUCCUGAGGAGGAUGAAGCAGGAGAAGCUGGCUGACUGUCUGCAGAGCAAACUUGCUGCUGCAGUUUGUAGACGUAAACUUAAAUGUUCUCUGAAGAAGAAGUUCCAGAGAGUGUUUGAGGGCAUCGCUAAAGCAGGACAGAAGACCCUCCUGAAUGAGAUCUACACAGAGCUGUACAUCACAGAGGGAGGGACUGCAGAGGUCAAUGAUGAACAUGAGGUCAGACAGAUUGAAGCAGCAUCCAGGAAAGCAGACAGAGCAGAAACAAGCAUCAGACCAGAAGACAUCUUUAGAGGCUCACCUGGAAGAGAUGGACCAAUCAGAACAGUGAUGACACAGGGAGUGGCUGGCAUCGGGAAAACAGUGUUAACACAGAAGGUGACUCUGGACUGGACUGAAGACAAAAGCAACCAGGACAUCCACUUCAUGUUUCCAUUGACUUUCAGAGAGCUGAAUGUGCUGAAAGAGAGAAAGUUCAGUUUGGUGGAACUUGUUCAUCACUUCUUCAGUGAAACCAAAGCAGCAGGAAUGUGCAGCUUUGAAGACUUCCAGGUUGUGUUGAUCUUUGACGGUCUGGAUGAGUGUCGCCUUCCUCUGGACUUCCACAACAAUGAGGUCCUGACUGAUGUUAGAGAGUCCACCUCAGUGGAUGUGCUGCUGACAAACCUGAUCAGGGGGAAUCUGCUUCCCUCUGCUCGCCUCUGGAUAACCACACGACCUGCAGCAGCCAAUCAGAUCCCUCCUGACUGUGUGGACAUGGUGACGGAGGUCAGAGGGUUCACCGACCCACAGAAGGAGGAGUACUUCAGGAAGAGAUCCAGAGAUGAGGAGCAGGCCAGCAGCAUCAUCUCCCACGUGAAGACAUCACGAAGCCUCCACAUCAUGUGCCACGUCCCAGUGUUCUGCUGGAUCACUGCUACAGUUCUGGAGGAGCUGCUGAGAAGCAGAGAGGGAGGAGAUCUGCCCAGAACCCUGACUGAGAUGUUCAUCCACCACCUGGUGGUUCAGACCAAAGUCAAGAAGGUCAAGUAUGAUGGAGGAGCUGAGACAGAUCCACACUGGAGUCCAGACAGCAGGAGGAUGAUUGACUCUCUGGGAAAACUGGCUUUUGAGCAGCUGCAGAAAGGAAACCUGAUCUUCUAUGAGUCCGACCUGACAGAGUGUGGCAUCGAUGUGGAAGCAGCCUCAAAGUACUCAGGAGUGUUCACACAGAUCUUUAAAGAGGAGAGAGGACUGUACCAGGACAAGGUGUUCUGCUUCGUCCAUCUGAGCGUUCAGGAGUUUCUGGCUGCAGUCUACAUGUUCCACUGUUACACCAACAGGAACGAGGAGGUUCUGGAGGACUUCCUGGGAAAAGACUGGAAAGAGGAGAACAGAGACACUCUGGAUGUGUUCCUGAAGACAGUGAUGGAGAAAUCCCUGAGAAGUAAAAAUGGUCACCUGGACCUGUUUGUUCGCUUCCUUCAUGGCCUCUGUCUGGAGUCCAACCAGAGACUCUUAGGAGGUCUGCUGGGUCAGACAGAGAACCAUCCAGAAAUGAUCCAAAUAAUCAUCAACAACCUGAAGGAGAUGAAGAGUUAUGAAAUGUCUCCAGACAGAAGCAUCAACAUCUUCCACUGUCUGAUGGAGAUGAAGGAUCUGUCAGUACAUCAGGAGAUCCAAGAGUUCCUGCAGUCAGAGAACAGAUCAGAGAAGGAACUCUCUGAGAUCCAGUGCUCAGCUCUGGCCUACAUGCUGCAGAUGUCAGAGGAGGUUCUGGAUGAGUUGGACCUGGACAAGUACAGAACAUCAGAUGAGGGAAAACAGAGACUGAUUCCAGCUGUGAGGAACUGCAGAAAGUUUGGACUUUCUAACUGUAAACUCUCAGAGAGUCACUGUGAAGUCGUGGCCUCAGCUCUGAAGUCCAACCCCUCCCAUCUGAUAGAACUGGACCUGAGCUUUGACACCCUGCAGGAUUCAGGAGUGAAGCAUCUUUGUGGUGGACUGCAGAGUCCAAACUGUAAACUGGAGACUCUUAGAUUGAAGCGCUGCAGUUUGUCAGAGAUCAGCUGUGAUUCUCUGGUCUCAGCUCUGAAGUCCAACCCCUCCCAUCUGGAACAUCUGGACCUGAGCUGGAACAACCUUCAGGAUUCAGGAGUGAAACAUCUGAGUGGUUUUGUGGAGAGUCCAGACUGCAUCCUGAAGACUCUGAGAUUGGUGGGCUGCAGUUUGUCAGAGAUCAGCUGUGAUUCUCUGGUCUCAGCUCUGAAGUCCAACCCCUCACAUCUGGAACAUCUGGACCUGAGCUACAACAACCUGCAGGAUUCAGGAGUGAAACAUCUGAGUGGUUUUGUGGAGAGUCCAGACUGGAUCCUGAAGACUCUGAGGUUGUUUCGCUGCAGUUUGUCAGAGAUCAGCUGUGAUUCUCUGGUCUCAGCUCUGAAGUCCAACCCCUCCCAUCUGGAACAUCUGGAUCUGAGAGGAAACAACCUGCAGGAAUCAUCAGUGAAACAUCUGUUAGAUCUUGUGGAGAGUCCAGACUGCAGCCUGAAGACUCUGAGAUGGAAGUGAUGCUGAUCAGGACGAUGUUUGUGGUGAGAGGAUGAAGUGUGUCCUGAUGAUCCAGAGGUUGAAGCAGCAGCAGCAGCUGGUGUGUAGAGACUCUGACUGGACCAUGUUACUGGGAGGUGGACUGGGAACCAGUAUGAAGUGUGUUGUUCCUGUAUAGUUUAGUGUUGCAGCUCCACACUGUGAAUGAUGGAGAACUGCAGUUAAUGUUGACUUGAUCCGUUGGAGGUUGAUGUCAGGUUGCAGAGUGUGCAGGAAGUUUCAGGAUGUUUCCACUCUGACUGAUAUCUGCCCACUUGGAGCCUCAAUUCCAGGUUUUCAGCCCUUGGUCUGUUUGUGGGAAUGUUCCAGUGUUAUCUUUUAGUUUUGUCCUCACAUUAGCAUGACGUCAUGGUUGGUAAUGAUUCAAUCUGACCUUUAUUAACACAGAAUCAUGAAACAUCCUGACUCAGCUUGUAAAUAACACUCAGGGCCUUCAGGUGUUUCAUCAGGACUUUUCCAGCACAUAUUAGUUGUUUGAUGAUCAUCAGUCAGUUUUCUGCUGACAUGUGGUUCCAUCAGCUCAGUUCCUGCUCUCUGACAGAAACUGUGUUUGUCCAACUGGUCAGUUUGUCAGUCAGGAUGGAAUUCUGAAUCCAGACCUCCAUCAUGAGCUUCAUGUUCAGAUCCACUGUUUGUUUGAGAUGAAAUGUCCUGAAAGUUCCACAGCAGGUGUUUCUCCUGUUUGUAGCUUUAGUUGUGGGCAGUGAGUGUAGGUGAGUCCAAGCAGGGUUUUCAUUUGGACUUUUUUUUGUAAAUAUAUUUUAUUAGAAUUUUAUCAUAUUAGAACAAAACACAAUACACAACAACAACAACAAAAAAGAAAAAAUAUAACACUGAGCAGUCUGAGUUGCCAAAGAAUAAAAAUGAAACUACAAAUAAAUAAUUAAGAUAAAUAUAGAAUACGAGCCAUUUACCACCGCCAUUCCAGACAAUUAAAUGGACAAACCCAAACCCCUUCAUUUCAAUGAACAUAUGCCUUUCUGCAGAAUGUUGCUUAAGUCAACGGGCAGGUAUUCCACUAAGGGGCGCCAUAAAUCCAAAAAGGUGUCAUCAUUGCCUCUUGACUUUGCACUAAGCCUUUCCAUUGGUAAUAGUUUGAAAAUUUCCCUAUACCACUGAGUUACCGUUGGUGGCUUAUCUUUAGUCCAAUUAAACAAUAUACAUUUUCGUGCCAAAAACAAAAGCUUACAUAAUAAUUUGGAUUUGGUCUUGUCAAUUAGCUUAUUAGGAGAUGGCAGCCCCAAUAGAAACUGACCCGGAUCUUUACAGAUUCUCAACUUCAGAAUGCUGCUAAUUUCCUUAGUUAUACAAAGCCAGUAGUUAGAAAUUUUUGGACAACUCCAUAGACAAUGCAGAUAUGUCCCGUUUGUAUUUUGACAUUUAAGACACAAUGGUGAUCUGUGUGAGUCUAUCUUAUUCAGAAAAAUUGGUGUCCUGUGCUGUCUAUGUAGUAUUUUAUACUGAGUUUCCUUAUAUUUAUUGCUGAGAAAUAAUGUGUGAAUAGAUCGAAUACAGUCUUUCCAGCCGUUAUCAUCAUAAUGACAUUGAAGAUCCUCCUCCCAUCGCUUAAUCAACUUUCCAAUAUUAUGUCCAUUAUAGUCCUGCAAAUUGGCACAAAAUUGCUUGAUGAUCGAUUUCUUUACAUUAAGAUUCAUUACAAACUUCUCAAUGGGUCCCGGUAACACUGUAUCUUGAGUUGUUCCCAAACUUGUCUGGAUAAAAUGCCAAACUUGUAAAUAGGCAAAGAAGUCCUUCUGUGGAAUUCCAUACUUGAUCUGAACUUGUGAAAAGGACAUGAAAACAUUGCUGUCAAAUAAAUCACCAAUUAUUUUGAUUCCUGUACUAUACCACCUUUUAAAUAUAGCACUUUUAACCCCAGGAGUGAAAUCAGGAUUAUUAAUUAAAGGUGUUAGAUAAUAAAGAUUAGGAAUAUCAGAAGUGUAUUUGUUCAUAUCUCGCCAAACCUUUAUAUCAUUUGGACUUUUAUCUGCUCAAUGUAUGAGAGUUCAGUUUGGUUCUAACUUGUAGUCAGAAAUCUUUUCUUUUCAGUAGCAUCUAUCGUCCUCUGUUGCUCCUUUUUCUGUCUCCUGUGUUGUUUGAUUUGUGCUAACUCAACAACUUCCUUCAGUAAUGCUGUAGUAUUUCAUCCUCACUUCUCAACCCUGUACAUAUUGUAAAGAUUGUUACUACUAUUUUUAUUAUCAUUUUAUUUCUAUUCUACAUUUAUUGCUGCUGGAACAAUAUGAAUUUCCCCUGCUAUGGGGAGAAAUAAAGGACUUUUCUCAAUAAAUCAGUCAUCUUUGGUUCAGCUGUG